GCGCCGUCAGCAUCGCUUGCUAAAACGCGUUACGUUAUUGUUGCUAUUGUUGUUGUUAUUGCUUUUACGUGCAUAACAACAACAAUACCAAGAUACAAAACACAACAACAACAACUCACACUGAACACACACAAUUCGUCGUCGUUGUCGUCAUCAACAUCGGUUCGCCGUCGUCGUUUGUUUAACGCUGUUUUUUGUGGGCCGCCGUCGCCUUUGGAUACGAGCAACUUCACCUAUGGCGUUAUUACACUUACCUGUUCGCGUGUGUUACCCACAACUGUGACAACAACAACAGCACCCAAAGAGUCAAAGAGUGUGUGUGCAAAAGCAUCCUGCAGCUGAAACUAAACUUCAAAACAUAUUAAAGUGCCUUAAAACCAACAGCAGCAGCAUCAAAAUUCUUUCCGAUUUAUCGCGCAACUAAAUCAACAGCAACAACAUUUCUGUUGGCUCAAUGCACAGUCUAAGCAAUUCUUGAGUUUUGCCUUUGAGUUUUUUCAUUUAUUUCUCGCGUGUUUUCGUGUGGUUGCCGGUCUAUAAGCCAAAUAUAUGGUAAUGGCAGAGAUUGGUGGCCAUUUGGCUCACCAGCUACCAUUGCACAAUCAUAAUCACAAUCACAAUCAUCAAACUGGAUUACAGCCAUCGCUGGUGAUGAAUCAUCACCUGGAUUUGGAUUGCCACGGCCAUGAUGUGAUCAAAAAACAAAGAUUGUCGCAUUGUGUAGGCUGUGGGGGUCAGAUUCAUGAUCAGUAUAUACUGCGUGUGGCGCCCGAUCUGGAGUGGCAUGCAGCUUGCCUCAAGUGCCAGGAAUGCAGGCAGUUUCUGGAUGAAAGCUGUACGUGUUUUGUGCGCGAUGGCAAAACCUAUUGCAAGCGUGAUUAUGUUAGGUUAUUUGGUACAAAAUGUGAUAAAUGCGGUAACUCCUUCAGCAAAAAUGAUUUUGUGAUGCGAGCCAAGACGAAAAUCUUUCACAUUGAAUGCUUUCGUUGCUCAGCGUGUGCCCGACAAUUGCUGCCAGGCGAUGAAUUUGCGUUACGCGAUGCGGGCGCGCUGUAUUGCAAGGAGGAUCAUGAUGUGCUGGAGAAGUCAUCGCAGAGCAGCCUAACAACAUCGUCUGUGGAGAGCAACAACAACAUUAGCAGUAGUAAUAACAACAAUACAAAUCUUAGCAAUAAUAAUCAUUCCAGUGAAUUGGGUUCAAUGUCAGAUUCCGGCAGCGAAUCGGGCUCACAUAAAAGUAUUAGGGAAAAACGACCCUCGGGUCCAUCGGAUGGCAAGCCGACUCGCGUACGCACCGUGCUGAACGAGAAGCAAUUGCAUACGCUAAGAACCUGCUACAAUGCGAAUCCGCGACCUGAUGCGCUCAUGAAGGAGCAGCUGGUGGAGAUGACGAGCCUAUCGCCGCGCGUCAUACGCGUGUGGUUCCAAAACAAGCGCUGCAAGGACAAGAAGAAGACCAUUCAAAUGAAAUUGCAAAUGCAGCAGGAGAAGGAGGGACGCAAGCUGGGCUAUGGCGCCAUGCAGGGCAUACCCAUGAUUGCCAGCUCGCCAGUGCGUCAUGACUCGCCUCUGAAUCUGCAGGGUCUGGAUGUGCAGACAUAUCAACCGCCAUGGAAAGCCUUAAGUGAUUUCGCCUUGCACGCCGACUUGGACAGCAACGGAGCCAUCAAUACACAUACGCCUGCAUUUCAGCAGCUGGUCAACCAGAUGCACGGUUAUGACUUGAAUGGCAUGCCAGUGAUGCCGCCGCAUCCGCCGCCACAGGGACCACAUCCGGGCUUGCCGGGCCAGCAAAUGAAUGGACCACCUGGUGGCAGCAGUAUGGACUCGGGCAUCACGUCACACCAUCAUCCGGAUAGCACAGACUCGUAUGUGACAUACCUGGAGAGCGAUGACAAAUCCAAGCUGGCGCUGACGCCAUCGUCCUCAUCAUCCGCAUCGGUGGCCACAUCGAUCUCCUCGCCGCCGUCGGCCAAUCAGUCGGCAACGGAACAACUCAUGCAAAUGCUGCAGAAAGUUACCGGCUCGCCGGCAACGGUACUCUGAGCGCAAGCCCAUCUUUGGCUUCAUCUCAAGCAUUUAAUGGGGCAAUGGGGCAAUGGCGGCAGCGACGGCGAGGAUGCGGCUGUUAAACAGCGCGAGCAGCUCGCAGGCUUGGCUUGGCAUUGGGCUUGUGCAAUGUUCUCGUCUCAUUUUUGAUUCGGUGCCAACAAAUAGUCUGUGGGCUCCCGAUUCUACUUACUAGUGGGUGGUGUGGGGUUGGGUGUUCUUGGGAAUUGUAAUAAAGGGGGGUGGGCGAGUCAGAGUUUCCUUGUUAUGUAAUAUACAUUUUUGUUGUUCUUAUUUGUCGUAUUAAAUUAAUUAAACAAACUCAAAUGCUCACAUACUUGAAAAGUUUUAACAAUAAUUUCGCAUUAAUAAAAUAAAAAACAAAUGCAAUGAAAAUAAAGAUGGUCAAG
This is a messenger RNA of Drosophila busckii, 2459 nucleotides long. RefSeq names its product insulin gene enhancer protein isl-1 (gene tup). The transcript has 9 exons. The record is from RefSeq and is a predicted model, not a curated record. Gene Ontology annotation, molecular function: cis-regulatory region sequence-specific DNA binding; DNA-binding transcription factor activity, RNA polymerase II-specific. Lineage: Eukaryota; Metazoa; Arthropoda; Insecta; Diptera; Drosophilidae. Gene Ontology annotation, biological process: neuron fate specification; axonogenesis; positive regulation of transcription by RNA polymerase II. The coding region runs from base 550 to 2046 and encodes 498 amino acids. Gene Ontology annotation, cellular component: nucleus.